ACCCACCCUCCCUUUUGCUCGAUUCUUGCCUCCAAGCAAUGAUUGUCGUCUCCAUCUAGGUCUUCUCGAACAACCAUGCCGGUCUUGGGUUUCGGUGCUCGUCGCGCGCAAGAUGAGCAGCAGCUGGGUGGAUCCGUCUCGCGCUUCUGGCAGAGAUCUUAUGCCUCAGAUUAUGUCGGCCUUGCGAUGCUGGUCGUGCCCUACAUCCUGAUCCAACUCCUGGUCGAACCCUUCCAUCGCAUGUUCUCCCUCGAUAACCUCGCAAUACAAUUCCCCCAUGCCGAAAUAGAGCGGGUCUCGGUCGGCUGGCUCUUCAUCUACGCUGGCGGCGUGCCAUUGGCCCUGUUGAUAGUAUGGGCAGUGCUACUCAGGCCAGGAGGACACAAGGCGCAUGUCACUAUACUGGGCUUCUUCAUCAGUCUGCUCUUGACGUCGUUUAUAACGGACGUCAUUAAAAAUGCUGUUGGACGGCCUCGUCCGGACCUGAUCGCGAGAUGCAAGCCCGAAAAAGGAACACCUGCACACGAACUCGUAACCUUUGAGAUUUGCACUGAAACCGACCACCACACUCUGCACGAUGGCUGGCGAUCCUUCCCCUCCGGACACAGCAGCUUUGCUUUUAGUGGUCUUGGGUAUCUUGCACUCUUCAUCGCCGGACAAUGUCACGUCUUUCGUCCGCGCAGUGAUCUGGCGCGCGUCUUUCUGGCCCUCAUGCCGUUGCUAGGAGCUAUACUCAUUGCUAUAUCUCGUUGUGAGGAUUACAGGCAUGAUGUGUAUGACGUGACAAUAGGGAGCUUGUUGGGAAUGCUGGUUGCUUGGUUUACGUACAGGAGAUAUUACCCGGCUUUGCGGAACAGGAAGUGCGACACACCAUAUCCAAGCCGGGCAGAGCUAGCGGAUGAUCAUGGUUAUGGAAAGAAGCAAGACGAAGAGUCGAGGAUUCAGAGUGCAGCUGAUUUCGAGCUAGAUGAUUUGGACGAGGACGAAAGGGUCCCGUUGCAUAGUGGGUCGUAGCACACGCUGGAUGACCAUUGUGGUACUGCGGUAAACAAUAUUGACGCCUGCAUAAAUACAAAUGCUCACCAGAAUUUGCGAAGAAAAGAAG
Molecule: messenger RNA, 1105 nt
Organism: Aplosporella prunicola CBS 121167
Lineage: Eukaryota; Fungi; Ascomycota; Dothideomycetes; Botryosphaeriales; Aplosporellaceae
Exons: 4
Coding region: 76-1014 (312 amino acids)
Biological process (GO): phospholipid metabolic process
Molecular function (GO): phosphatidate phosphatase activity
Source: RefSeq, a predicted model, not a curated record